This is a messenger RNA of Talaromyces marneffei, 1029 nucleotides long. RefSeq lists its product as uncharacterized. Gene Ontology annotation, biological process: glycine import into mitochondrion. Gene Ontology annotation, molecular function: glycine transmembrane transporter activity. Gene Ontology annotation, cellular component: mitochondrion; mitochondrial inner membrane. Lineage: Eukaryota; Fungi; Ascomycota; Eurotiomycetes; Eurotiales; Trichocomaceae. The record is from RefSeq and is a predicted model, not a curated record. The coding region runs from base 1 to 1029 and encodes 342 amino acids. The transcript is spliced from 2 exons.
AUGUCGCAUGUACCACCCCAAGCCGUCUCGCCGCCUCCAGCAACCAAAAGAAUAGCCACUCCAUCCAAAACAACCUUCCACUUCGCCGCCGGUCUCGCAUCGGGCCUCACCUCCUCCAUUCUCUUGCAACCCGCCGACCUACUCAAAACCCGCGUGCAACAACAAUCCAAACGAACCGCCUCCUUGCUCGCAACAAUCCGCAAAAUCCUCUCCUCUCCAAACCCAAUCCGCAACCUAUGGCGCGGCACACUCCCCUCCGCACUCCGAACGGGAUUUGGAUCUGCGCUGUAUUUUACUUCCUUGAAUGCAUUACGACAAGAAGUUGCGCGGCGGGGGCCGGCUGCAAUACUCGCUGAUGGAAGUAAUAAAAACGUGUCUUCCGCGUUACCAAAACUCUCGCAUACGGCCAAUCUACUCACCGGCGCCGUGGCCAGGACCACAGCCGGAUUCAUAAUGAUGCCCGUGACCGUGCUCAAAGUUCGCUACGAAUCAGAUUAUUACGCCUACCGCAGUCUUACCGGCGCGGCAAAGGAUAUCUUUCGCACGGAAGGCGUGAGAGGUCUAUUCGCUGGGUUUGGCGCGACGGCUGUCCGCGAUGCGCCGUAUGCCGGGCUGUACGUUGCGUUUUAUGAGCAGCUCAAGCGGACGUUUGGGCGAUUACAAUCGUCCCCACCAUCCCCUUUUUCUUCAAAUAUCACGACUAAUUCGAAUACAUCAUCAUCAUCACCAUCAUCGACAACAAUAAACUUCGCCUCAGGCGCGCUUGCAGCUGGUCUCGCAACAGCGAUCACAAAUCCGUUCGACGCAGUCAAGACGCGCAUUCAACUCCAGCCGGGCAAAUAUAGGAACAUGAUCCACGCGCUCAGGUUAAUGAUCAAGGAGGAUGGAGGGAGAAGUCUGAUGAGUGGAUUGGGGCUGAGGAUGGGUAGAAAGGCGCUCAGUUCGGCGUUGGCGUGGACGGUCUAUGAAGAGCUGAUUAUGAGGGCGGAGAGGAGGUGGGAGGAUCAGGCGAGGGAGAUGAACAUUUAA